Molecule: messenger RNA, 2235 nt
Organism: Magnolia sinica
Lineage: Eukaryota; Viridiplantae; Streptophyta; Magnoliopsida; Magnoliales; Magnoliaceae
Product: CMP-sialic acid transporter 2-like
Exons: 16
Coding region: 610-1863 (417 amino acids)
Biological process (GO): pyrimidine nucleotide-sugar transmembrane transport
Cellular component (GO): Golgi membrane
Molecular function (GO): pyrimidine nucleotide-sugar transmembrane transporter activity
Source: RefSeq, a predicted model, not a curated record
AUCGUAUAACUCCACAAUUUCAAUCAUCCGGACAGAGAGAGAAACGGGAGCCAGAUACGCCUGCAAUUCAAGCAAAAGCUCAAAGGGAAUUGCUGUUGUAAAUUUCAAGCAAAAGAGAGAGAGAGAGAGGCCGCUGCGUUUUUUCGCCUAUAAAUACUCAUUCCAAUCCCUGCAUUCUCUUUGCAUUCGUCGCUUCCUUUCCUCUCCUUCUCCGCUCCGCUUUCUCCUCCAGAGAAAAAACCUGUCAAUCUACCUACCAGAUCCGCACAAUCGACGUUGAAACCUCUCCAAUCCGACUGGAGAAAACGAAUUCCGGUGCUUUACUGAUUUGAAUCCAGCCGGGGAAAGUUGAAUUUCUCCGGCUUUGAUGCUUGAAUUCGGCUGGAGGGCGCACGAUUCACUGCCCUAGCGUCUUGGAUCUGAUAUUGGGAGCCUAGAUUUUGGCAUCUGAAUACGAUCGGACAGAGUAAGAUCUGGGCCGAGAUCUGCUGUUUCGGUUCGUUUUUAUCCUUGAGCAAGAUCUAGGAAAUUUUCGAAACAGUUUGGUUUCCGUUUAGUAAGAAACGGGGAUCGAUUGAGUGUUUUGUGCCAAGAUCUGGUUGAAUUUGCAUGGUUUGGGUCACCAAAAUGCAGAAGGUUGAGCCUAUGAAGAACGGAAUGAUAGAAUGCAGUGUCUGCCAUUCCAAAUUGGUUUCCCCUGCUACUAAAACCGUGUCAAGGGCAUAUGACCGGCAUAGGAACAAGAUAUCAUCCAAGAAUCGUGCUCUCAAUGUCCUUUUGGUUGUUGGGGAUUGCAUCUUGGUUGGUCUACAGCCUAUUUUGGUUUUUAUGUCUAAGGUGGAUGGGCAAUUCAAGUUUAGUCCUGUCAGUGUUAACUUUUUGACAGAGAUAGCAAAGGUUCUAUUUGCUGUUGUUAUGCUCUUAUUUCAGGCUAGGCGUCAGAAGGUUGGAGAGAAACCCCUACUUUCAGUUUCUACAUUUGUGCAGGCAGCUCGUAAUAAUGUCCUUCUUGCUGUGCCAGCUUUUCUCUAUGCUAUCAAUAACUAUCUAAAGUUUACAAUGCAGCUGUAUUUUAAUCCUUCUACUGUGAAAAUGCUGAGCAACCUGAAGGUUUUGGUAAUUGCUGUCCUAUUGAAGAUUAUCAUGAGACGGAAGUUUUCCAUCAUUCAGUGGGAAGCACUUGCUUUGUUGCUUAUUGGGAUCAGCGUGAAUCAACUUCGAUCGCUACCUGCGGGUACUACUACAUUGGAUCUUCCACUUGCAACGAGUGCAUACCUGUAUACCUUGAUCUUUGUAACUGUACCGUCUAUGGCUUCAGUUUACAACGAGUAUGCUCUGAAGAGCCAGUUUGAGACAAGCAUCUAUCUUCAGAACUUGUUUCUAUAUGGCUAUGGUGCCAUAUUCAAUUUUCUUGGCAUUCUUGGAACAGUCAUUGUCAAAGGCCCCAGCAGCUUUGAUAUCCUGCAGGGACAUUCAAAGGCUACAAUGUUUCUUAUAUUCAACAAUGCAGCACAAGGCAUCCUGUCCUCGUUCUUUUUCAAAUAUGCAGACACAAUAUUGAAGAAAUAUUCAUCAACUGUGGCGACAAUUUUCACUGGGAUAGCAUCUGCUGCAUUGUUCGGUCAUACUCUGACUAUAAACUUUAUAUUAGGAAUUUCAAUUGUUUUUAUCUCGAUGCACCAGUUCUUUUCUCCCCUUUCGAAAGUCAAAGAGGAAGCACAAAAUGGUACUUUAGAAAUGAUGGAUGUUCAGAAUAGUCACAGGUUGAAGGAUUCAUCCUUCAUAAAUAUGGCGGCUGGAGCAACUGAGGAAGCUAGCCAUCGUGUUGGAUCUAGUGACAGAGAACCGCUUCUCCCUAAAUGAUGUUACUUUUGAGGUAAUAUUUUGUCAGGAGAUUCUUUUGGCUGGGCUUGUUUCAUGGUUUAGGGAUGAGCCAGUUCAUACUAAGACCAAUAAAAUAAGAUGGAUGUAUUAAAAAAAAAUAAAGAAAGAAAGAAAGAAGAAAAGAAGAAAUUUUUUUUUGAUGCCUGUUUGGCAUUCGUAAUUCUUGUACUGUAGCUUCAAGUGAGCAAGUAGAAGAAGAGAAGGUGGGAGAGUCGGUUCUGAAACAAGAAAAUGAGUAUAGUUUUGAGAGAAGCGGCAAAAUCCUCCUUGCCAAGAAAUGUAUGCUGAUGAGAGGUACUAUUAUUUGUAUUUUAUUAGUAUGAGAUAGAUAAUCAAAUGGAUUUGCCUUCU